This is a messenger RNA of Paramecium pentaurelia, 1168 nucleotides long. NCBI's taxonomy places the organism in Eukaryota, Ciliophora, Oligohymenophorea, Peniculida, Parameciidae. The record is from the annotation of a GenBank genome assembly.
AUGAGUAAAUCAAUGAUUUUAGAAAAUGCGAAUUAGUUUUAUUGUCAAAACAAUCAUAACUAAUAGAUAAUGUUAGUUAUUCUUGAUCCGAAUUUAUAAAAAAAUCAAAGAUUCAUAUGUAAUCUAUGUUUGGAAAAUUUUUAUUCAAAUUACCCCACUAUUGGAUUUUAGAAAAUGACCUAAAUAAUAGAAAAUUUAUAAAAACUGAAAAUGAAAGAAUUGGAAAAUCAAACUACAAAAACAAUUAAAUAAUUAGAAGAGAGAUGUAUAAAAAUUACAUAUGAAAGAAAGAUGUAAUUUAAUAAAUUUUUUGAUUCUCUUAUCAGAAUAGCUGAAGAUUGGAAAAUAGAUUUAGAAUUAUAAAUAAAAGAAUUUUAAAAAUAAAUUAUAUGAUGAAUUAGAUGAUUAUAUUAAAAAAUAAAAUAAUAGGGAAAAUGCAAAUAUAAAACUUAUUAAGAAUACAAGUCGAUCUUGGAUUAAUAAAUUAUACAAUAACUUAAAUUAAUAUAAUUAAAAUGAAGAGAAGAUUUAUUUUAGAGAAUUAAAGCAAUAAUUCAUGUAAAUUAUAAAACAAGAAGAUGAAAUCAAAUUCAAUUUAAUUGAUUAAUCUGUUAAAUAAAGCAUAAAAUGUAAUGCAAUAUCUUUUGAUUCUUCUGGAUAAUAUAUGAUAAUAACUGAAUAUCAAAAUAUAAAAGUAUGGACUUUCAAAAAUGGAAAAAUUAAUUAUUUAUAGACUUUGUAUGGACAUUCUAAAUGGAUUUAAUGUUUAUUAUAUAGUAAGGAAUAAAAUUCCUUUAUUUCAGGUGCAGGAGACAAAACAAUUAGGUGUUGGAAAAAUUAGACAUCAACUUUUUGGAUUAGUUCAAAACCUUAUAAAUAAAAUAGUGUUUGGGUAAUGUGUCUUCUAAUGAAUAAGAAUGAAGAUCUACUCUUUUCUGGAAGUAGUAAUUAUUCAAUAAAAGUAUGGAAGCUUGAUUUUAAUUAAAAUGAAUUAACAUAUCUUUAUUCAUUAAAUAAACAUAAUGAUUAUGUAAUUUCGAUCAGUUUAAAUUAAUUAGAGAAUUAACUAGUAUCUUGUGAACAAAGAAGAAUUAGAUUAUUAUUUGGGAAAGAAAAGAAAAAAAUACUUAUGAAUUUAAAUAUUUUGUUAUACUUGAUUAAAUAAUGA